Molecule: messenger RNA, 1020 nt
Organism: Eimeria mitis
Lineage: Eukaryota; Apicomplexa; Conoidasida; Eucoccidiorida; Eimeriidae
Exons: 6
Coding region: 1-1020 (339 amino acids)
Source: RefSeq, a predicted model, not a curated record
AUGGGCGGUGACCAGCGCAGCAUCUGUGCUGCAGCGAGCCCGAGAUCUGGGGACGCAGCUGGAGACAAGAGUGGUGACUGCAGCAGGGCAGCGGCUGCUGCCGCUGUCUUUGCUGCUGCAGCCGGAAGGGAAAGUGCUGCAGCUGCAGGAGGAGACAGCAGCGCAGCAAGAGCCAUCACAGAGGAGAAGCAGCGUGGCGGGUGCUGCGUCUUCUGCUGUAUCUGUGGCUGGUUUCUCUCUUUCUCACGGAGCAGCAACAAAUGUCUUCCUCAGGCAGCGAGUGUGUUCAGUGCAGCGUUUGCUGCUGCUGCUGCUGCUGAUGAUGAUACUGCUGCUGCUGCUGUUGCUGCUGCUGCUGCUGUUGCUGCUGCUGCUGCUACUCCCACAGAACUGGAUGGCCUGCUGCCUCCGCUGCUGACCCUAGAGGGGCUGCAGCAGCUGAUAGACACCACGCUGCAGCGCGCAGCAACUCUGGGGGCAUCGAUCAUCAACAGCCUUGUGGGGGGGAACGUGGUGCUGCAGCACGAGGAGACAACGCGGCAGUUCGUUGCGCUGCUGGCUCGACUAUCCCGGCAGCAGCAGCAGCAGCACAGCCGGCAGAAGCUGCAGCAGCAGCAGCAGCAGCGGAAACACAAAGUCAACAGCAGCGGGCCCCUCUCUGUGGUGCUGCAGCGCUCACCAAGCAGAGGAGAGAGUGUCUUAGCUGGUGCUGCAGGCGACUCUAGCCCGCACACUUCCCCGCAGCAGCAGCAGCAGCAGCAGCAGCAGCAGCAGCAGCAGGAGCGGCGGCGGUCAAGUCUAGGAGCAGCAUCAACUGCAGCUGCAGCGGGUGCUGCAGCUGCAGCAGCAGCAGCAGCAGAGAUAGACAGCAGCAGCAGCAGCAGCAGCAGCAGCAUUGCUUUCUUCACAGCACUGCUCGAAUUCAGCAGGAGACGCCUCGCCGCCCACGAGAAAAUCACGCAGCGGCUGGGGCCCCACAUCCCGCUGCUGCUAGCAGCCCCCAACACGAAACCCAAGUAG